UAUUGUUCUAAAGCAGUGCUCGGAAAUAUUUGCACUAGCCGGAAAAUAAUGUCAUGACUCAGGAUCGAUAUGUAUCCCACAAUUAAAUUAGAAAAGGCGAUCUUUUAUUAAAAUAUUUAUUUGUAUUAAAGGACCCCGCACAAAACACGGGGAAAUUCGGCCCGGACAAAUUCGAUGAAACUGUGCCAUUUUGUACUUCGAGUCAUGCUGAUCAAAAGUUGUCAAGGACGCAACCCGAUCCUAUGAGUCAUUUUAGAGCUACAGAAAUUACUCGUAUAAUUAUUGGCCUGUUGUUGUUUUUCAUUUGUCUUUACACGAAACGAGCUUAUCUUAUUAUAUUAAUUAAAAAUAACGUUUGAAUAUGGUACUACGAUUGGCAGAAGAAUACUCAUCUCCUUUUCAAUUUUGGUUGGGCAGCAACUUAGUCAUUGGAAUAUAUGACCCACAACAGGCAAAAGCUAUCUUACAUAACAGAAAUUGCAUGGAUAAAAGUAUAAUUUAUAAGCUUUUCAAACCAUUAUUUGGUAUGGGAUUACUUACUGCUCCUGCAUCCAUAUAGACCCGAGUAAGAAAAAUAAGUGGACCUACAUUCCGUCCAUCCAUAU
Molecule: messenger RNA, 605 nt
Organism: Vollenhovia emeryi
Lineage: Eukaryota; Metazoa; Arthropoda; Insecta; Hymenoptera; Formicidae
Product: probable cytochrome P450 4s3
Exons: 4
Coding region: 362-559 (65 amino acids)
Molecular function (GO): monooxygenase activity; oxidoreductase activity, acting on paired donors, with incorporation or reduction of molecular oxygen; heme binding
Source: RefSeq, a predicted model, not a curated record